AUGGCGCACCACCACAACCAUGCGCACCUUGUGCGACGACAGAGAGACGACGACGAUGAUAAUGGCAACGCUGUGGUCGUUACAACUGUAAAGGUUGUGACGGCACCCAACACCUACACCGUGCCUGUUACCUUCGUCGGUCCAGACGACGACAAUGGCCCAGCAAGGAUCACUCUCGGCCCGCCAGCACAGCGCCCAUUGCCGCCCAGCACUACCAGCGCUACCAGCAAGGGAGACACAAAGGGCUACGAGCCAAGCCAGAGCACCCUCAUGGUCGCGACCAAGCCGCCAACACCAAGUCUGGCCAACGCAGCUGGGACUCUUGCUGCCUCUGCCUCUGCUACUAUCUCGGCGGCUGCUUCGGCAGGCUCGUCAGAGGGCAUGUCUGGAGGAGCCAAGGCUGGUCUAGCUCUCGGUAUCUUGGUGGGAGUUGGUGCGCUCCUCGUGGGCAUUUUGCUUGUGUACCGCCGCAAGAAGAACCAGAUGGCUCCGACCAAGGACGACGAGAAGAUAUCCAUGCAUAACGCGCCCGCGCCACCGCCUCCCCAGGUGCAAUUCACUGCCGCUCCCGCAGCCCCAAGUGUACGGACUGAGCGCACCAUGUCCACCGCGCCCCGUCUUAGUCUGAGGCCUGUCACCCAAUUCGAUCCAGCUUUCGAGAACGGUAACAAGAGUGGAAACAACAUGCUGGGUGUCGCCGCCGCUGCACCUCUUACACCGUCCAAAGAGCGUGACCUUCCGGACCGCCCAAGAAGCGCUUGGGAGCGACCCGGAGCUGCUGCGAAUGUGCCAGCUGCUGAGAACCCAUUCAGCGAUCCCCACUCUGGUCCUCCUUCUGCCAAUCCGUUUGGAAACAAUGCCGCGGUCGAUGCUUCCCAGUCCAGGAUCCCAGAUUCGCCUCCCAACGCCUCUCCAUUGCACUCCACCUCGCCCAGCACCGACUUCGCCAACCCCGCCCCUGUCAUCGCUGCCGCAACUGCCAUGUCUUCUGCACCACCUGCCCAGAGCCUCCCUGCGCCACCUAGCAUCAACGCUGCUUCAGAGGGAGUACCUCCCAGCCCCGCUUGGACCGAAGAUCUGCCUGCAUCGCCUGGCCCUGCCCCUACCGGUGCUCUUCCUGUUGCUGGUGCUCAUUCCAACGGCCCUGCACCUGCUCCCAACAACGUCCAUCGCGUCCAGCUUGACUUCAAGCCGUCCAUGCAAGAUGAGCUCGGUCUCAACGCCGGUCAGCUCGUCAGGAUGCUGCACGAGUACGAUGACGGCUGGGCGCUCUGCAUUCGCAUGGACCGCUCCCAACAAGGUGUAGUUCCCCGUACUUGUCUGUCCAAGCACCCCGUCAAGCCUCGUGGUGGUCCACCUCGUCAAGCACCGCCCCCAGGUAUGCGCGGACCUCCCCUCCGCUCUCCCAUGGGCCCUGGCGGCGUUCCUCAACCUCGUCCGCUCUCGCCCGGCAGCGGACCCAACUCGCCUCAUCCAUCUGCCAACGGUCGCAUGUCCCCUUCUCCUCACGCCAUGAGCCCCGGACCUCGCCAGAUGUCCCCUCAGAUGCAAGGACCUCCUCGCGGCCGAUCCAACAGCAACGCACCACAGCAAGGCCCCCCUCGUGGACGCUCGAACAGCAACGCACCGUAUGCCGCUCCUCAGCGCUCAAUGUCUCCCGGCCCGUAUGGCGGCGGACCCCAGAUGGCUCCUCCCCCGCAGAUGGGCCGUCCCAGAUCGAACUCGGCAAACCAGGCUGGUAACAUGCGACGAGGCCCCGCUCCGGCGCUGAGUCCCAUGAAUCCCAACGCCGGUCCCAUCAACCCUGGCGCUGGUCCCAUGCCUUCGCGGAAACCCGUCCCUGGCAUGGCUUUGUGA
Messenger RNA from Parastagonospora nodorum SN15, 1857 nucleotides. RefSeq lists its product as hypothetical. The coding region runs from base 1 to 1857 and encodes 618 amino acids. The record is from RefSeq and is a predicted model, not a curated record. NCBI's taxonomy places the organism in Eukaryota, Fungi, Ascomycota, Dothideomycetes, Pleosporales, Phaeosphaeriaceae. Gene Ontology annotation, molecular function: protein binding. The transcript has 2 exons.